Messenger RNA from Colossoma macropomum (tambaqui), 1405 nucleotides. RefSeq names its product protein phosphatase 4, catalytic subunit b (gene ppp4cb). Gene Ontology annotation, cellular component: nucleus; cytoplasm. Gene Ontology annotation, molecular function: protein serine/threonine phosphatase activity. Bases 338 to 1261 code for a protein of 307 amino acids. The transcript is spliced from 9 exons. Gene Ontology annotation, biological process: peptidyl-serine dephosphorylation; double-strand break repair via homologous recombination. The record is from RefSeq and is a predicted model, not a curated record. Lineage: Eukaryota; Metazoa; Chordata; Actinopteri; Characiformes; Serrasalmidae.
CUACCCUGUGCUGGGUAGUGAUGUAUAGCGAGCGGAUGGCUGGCAGAGGGAGGAGGUGCUGAAAGCCGGUCGGAGCGACGAGCCGGUCAAAGGAAAAAAAACGAACAGCACCACAAGUUUGUUCGGUUUUUCUCGCCAAACUCCAAGUACGAUCGAAGUGGUUCAGGUGGUUUCACCUGCGGUCGCCCUGCCAUCUCAGCUCCUUCUCUACUUCAUCCCUGCCUCGUUUGUCUGAGAGUGAGUGAGUGAAGCGCUGAGAGAGGCCGUGUCGGUAGCAGCAGGCGGCGGACGGUGACGCGUGUGGGGAAACAGACAGACUCUGUUUGGGCGAUUGACCAUGGGUGACAUCAGUGAUCUGGACAGACAGAUUGACCAGCUGAGGAGGUGUGAGCUCAUCAAGGAGAAUGAGGUCAAAGCCUUGUGUGCCAAAGCCAGGGAGAUUCUUGUGGAGGAGAGCAACGUACAGAGAGUGGAUUCUCCAGUUACAGUGUGCGGUGACAUCCACGGACAGUUUUACGACCUGAAGGAGCUUUUCAGAGUGGGUGGUGACGUUCCAGAAACAAACUACCUCUUCAUGGGAGACUUUGUGGACAGAGGCUUUUACAGUGUGGAGACUUUCCUCUUGCUUCUGGCACUUAAGGUGCGCUACCCAGACAGAAUCACGCUGAUCCGGGGGAACCACGAGUCCAGGCAGAUCACACAGGUGUACGGCUUCUACGACGAGUGUUUGAGGAAGUACGGCUCAGUCACAGUCUGGAGGUACUGCACGGAAAUCUUCGACUACCUUUCCCUCUCGGCCAUCAUCGACGGCAAGAUCUUCUGCGUGCACGGCGGCCUCUCGCCCUCCAUCCAGACUCUGGACCAGAUCAGGACCAUCGACAGGAAACAGGAAGUGCCACACGAUGGACCAAUGUGUGACCUGUUGUGGUCUGACCCUGAAGACACUACAGGCUGGGGGGUCAGCCCGAGAGGAGCGGGAUAUCUGUUCGGCAGUGACGUUGUGGCCCAGUUCAACGCCGCCAACGACAUCGAUAUGAUCUGUAGAGCCCACCAGCUCGUCAUGGAGGGCUACAAGUGGCACUUUAAUGAAACUGUGCUCACUGUGUGGUCUGCGCCCAACUACUGCUACAGGUGCGGUAAUGUGGCGGCCAUCCUGGAGCUGGACGAACACCUGCAGAAGGAGUUUAUCAUAUUCGAAGCUGCUCCACAGGAAACGCGAGGCAUUCCCUCCAAAAAGCCAGUGGCCGACUACUUCCUGUGAGGCCGCGGCGACUUUAGGAACCUUUCUGCAGGAAGCGAGUCCUGCAUCUUCUCGUAUUUCUAUUAUCUAUCCGCCCUUUCCAUGCCCAGCUGUCUUAACUGUGCUCUUCUCUUUUUUUACUCUAUCAUUUAAAUCCUUUUCUAC